CAUCCCCACUCCCGAUCCAGCCCACCAAGCAAGAAAACCUCCCUCGAUCCGACCACGAGCACGAGGCAACUCCCGCUGGCUGCGAUGGCGUCCGGCAAGGUGCACACGCACAAGGCGUUCCUCCUCUGCAACUACGCGCUGCUGGGCGCGGCCUCCAGCUGCAUCUUCCUCACGCUCUCCCUCCGCCUGCUGCCCUCCCCGUGCGGCCUGCUCCUCAUCUUCCUCCACGCCCUCACCGCCGUCUUCUCCGCCGCGGGCUGCUCCGGCUCCUUCACGGCCGGCCCGGCCAACCCGGCGCCCUGGCACACCGCGCACACGGCGGGCGCCGCGCUCACCGCCAUCUUCCAGGGCGCCGUCGCGCUCCUCGCAUUCACCCGCACCGCCGACUUCCUCGCCGAGCUCCAGUCCUACGUCCGCGACGACGACGGCGCCGUCAUCCUCAAGAUGGUCGGCGGGCUCGGCACCGCCAUUUUCGUCCUCGAGUGGGCCGCCCUCGCGCUCGCCUUCUCCCUGCGCCUCGACGACGCCGAGGACGACGACGGCCAGGACGACCUCCGCCGCGCCAAGAACUGGGCCGACGCCUACCAUGUCUGAGCGGCGAGCCUCCGCGCUCCGUGCACCUUCGCCCGCUGGAGCGGGCGAGCGGCGCCUCCAUCCAAGAUGUGUCGAUUUGGUGUUGUUGCUGUCGCUAUUCUUUUGUGCUAGUAGUACUGUGUGUACCGUGAUGAUCUCAGAUUCUUUUGUACUAUGAUAUGAUGUCAAGGCAAAUGUAUAUUGCUUUUGACCCCAUUUAAUCGAAGAAAUAUAUUUAUAUUGCUUUGGA
Triticum dicoccoides is the source of this 823-nucleotide messenger RNA. RefSeq lists its product as uncharacterized. Lineage: Eukaryota; Viridiplantae; Streptophyta; Magnoliopsida; Poales; Poaceae. The coding region runs from base 85 to 594 and encodes 169 amino acids. The transcript has a single exon. The record is from RefSeq and is a predicted model, not a curated record.